AUGACCGUCCUCGUCCCACCACAUCUACACUCGCACAAGCACAAGCACCCACGGGAGGACUCGCAAACGACCAGCUCCGGGGCCAGUGGAGGCGGGGAAGGCGGCGGUUCGGGGGACGGAAUGGGGCCGUCGAUAGGGAGCACGGGGAGUUUGAGCACCUUGGGCAAGAUCGGGCGGCAUGUCUCCCAGUCGUUUCAAAUGUCCUUGGACAUCGUUAAGACCCAUCUGGGGGAAGAGCUCGUCUUUUGCCAGGUGUGUCGGGAGUAUGAACGCGUGAGCAAGACCUACCGGCUGGGGGCGUGUGGCCAUCGGUAUUGCCGGGGGUGUUUUACGUCGUAUUUGGAGUGUAAAAUUUCCGAAGGCCAGAUCCACCCCACCUGCUUCUACAGCGAGGAAAACGGGAGAACAGGGCGAGAGGGAAGAAGGUAUAGGACCAUCCCACGCCCCUGUGCGACGCCGGUUCUCGAGAGCGAUAUGUAUACCCUGGUGUGCCCGGAGACCUGGUUGAAGUACGAGCGGUUUAAAUUUCAAAAAGCCCACCGUAACGCCCGCAUGUGUCCGUUUUGCGACUCGGCGGAGCUGGGGGACGCGGAGCAGCCGGCGAUGACCUGCAGCAAAUGUGGGAAACAGUUUUGCUACUUCCAUGCCUCAGCGCAUCCGAACAAGUCGUGCACAGAGUACGAGCAAUUGACGCACGAGGAGACCCUGAGGAACCAAGCGAUGAUCAGCACGAUUGCUAAGCCGUGCCCGGGUUGCGGGAACCCGGUGGAGAAAUCGGGGGGAUGCAACCAGAUGGCGUGCGUGUGGUGUGGGCAAAACUGGUGCUGGCUGUGCGGGAAACUGGUCGACAAUGGUACCUUUCCGGACCAUUUCCAGUGGUGGAAUGUGAUCGGCGGCUGCCCGAACAUGCAGAUGCAGGAGGAUUUGGAACCUCCUCCACCGUCGCACAUCCGCCUCGUCAAAUUUCUGUCCAUUCUGCAAUUGAUUUUUAUCGGCCCGGCGGCCUUCGUGAUUGGCACGGGCUUGUACAUCGCCUGCUUCCCUUGCUUUCUCUUCAAAUGCGUGGGGGUGAUCGGGCAGGGGGAUGACGAGCGGGAGAACGAAGAGGGGGGACGGCAGCUUCGGGCGCACUACACGGGCUGCAUUUCCUUCUGGGGCAACACAUUG
Molecule: messenger RNA, 1167 nt
Organism: Nannochloropsis gaditana CCMP526
Product: ring-finger-containing e3 ubiquitin
Exons: 4
Biological process (GO): protein polyubiquitination; ubiquitin-dependent protein catabolic process; positive regulation of proteasomal ubiquitin-dependent protein catabolic process
Cellular component (GO): ubiquitin ligase complex; cytoplasm
Molecular function (GO): zinc ion binding; ubiquitin protein ligase activity; ubiquitin conjugating enzyme binding
Source: RefSeq, a predicted model, not a curated record